AAUCUAAAGAGUCCAAAAAAUCACCACCAAGAGAAUCAAAAAAGUUCAAAGAAUUACCACUGGGAGAAUUGAGAGUCCAAAGAAUCACCACUAGAAAAAUCAAAAGUCCAAAAGAAUCACCAGGAGAAUCAAAAGAGUCUACCAAUAGGAGAAUCAAAAGUCCAAAAGAAUCACUGGGAGAAGAGAAAGAGUUCACCACCAGGAAAUCACAGAGAGAAUCGAAAGAGUCCAAAAGAAUAGUCCAAAGAAUCACCACUGGGAGAAUCGAAAGAGUCCAAAAAAUUACUACCAGAGAAUUGAAAGAGUAUAAAGAAUCGCUACCAGGAGAAUCAAAAGAGUCUAAAGAAUCACAACCGAGAGAAUCAAAAGAGUCCAAAGAAUUAUCACUGGGAGAAUCGAAACAGUCCAAAAAAAUCACCAGAAGAAUCGAAGUCCAAAAGAAUUACCAGGAGAAUAUAAAGAGUCCAUCACCAGAAGAAUUGAAAGAGUCUAAAAAAACAUUGGGAGAAUCAAAAGA
Messenger RNA from Racocetra fulgida, 517 nucleotides. NCBI's taxonomy places the organism in Eukaryota, Fungi, Glomeromycota, Glomeromycetes, Diversisporales, Gigasporaceae. The record is from the annotation of a GenBank genome assembly.